Cornus florida is the source of this 3185-nucleotide messenger RNA. RefSeq names its product splicing factor U2af small subunit B-like. Gene Ontology annotation, molecular function: metal ion binding; pre-mRNA 3'-splice site binding. The coding region runs from base 465 to 1421 and encodes 318 amino acids. Lineage: Eukaryota; Viridiplantae; Streptophyta; Magnoliopsida; Cornales; Cornaceae. The record is from RefSeq and is a predicted model, not a curated record. The transcript is spliced from 7 exons. Gene Ontology annotation, cellular component: spliceosomal complex; U2AF complex. Gene Ontology annotation, biological process: mRNA splicing, via spliceosome.
CUUUCUAAACCUCGGGAUGAGUUAUGGCAUCUCGUUUCUCUCUAUUCUUGCAGCACUGAAAUCCCCUUUUUGUGGUUGAUAGACCACUAAUCCUACGUUUUUCUCUGCAAUCCCCGUUGAUGCUUGCUUUCGAUCGUGUCUGUUCGUGUUUGCUGGACAAAUUUCAAAAGUUUUCCUCUGUUUCUUCCACUCGAUCGUGUCUGUUCUCUGGCGUGUGAGGCGAUUCAAAGCCUCUUCCACCGAAACCCUAAUUCGUGGUUGCUAGAGGGAGGAUCUCACGUUUUCGUCUCUUUUUCUCUGAUUUCCCCACGCUUGAUUUGCGUCUGCAACAAACAAAUAAGACGCGUACAAUAUCAGGUGACACUUUAUAUUGUUUCAACUGAGAAGAAAGAGGACUUGAUUGUUUGUCAUCAUUGAUUCGGAAUCAAAACCAAACCCUAGAGACAGAGAGAUUCGAUUCUAUUAUGGCGGAACACUUGGCUUCGAUCUUCGGCACAGAGAAGGACAGGGUGAAUUGUCCGUUCUACUUCAAGAUCGGAGCGUGCAGGCAUGGCGAUCGCUGUGACAGGCUUCACACCAAGCCUAGUAUCAGUCCUACUCUUCUCCUCUCCAACAUGUACCAGCGUUCAGAUAUGAUCACUCCUGGUGUUGACGCCAAUGGCCAGCCCAUCGAUCCACGCAGAAUGCAGGAACACUUUGAGGAUUUCUAUGAAGAUCUUUUUGAGGAACUGAACAAGUACGGAGAGAUUGAGAGCCUGAACGUAUGCGACAACCUGGCUGACCACAUGAUUGGUAAUGUUUAUGUUCAGUUUAGAGAGGAAGAGCAUGCUGCGAACGCCCUUAAGAAACUGACUGGAAGAUUUUAUGCUGGCCGUCCUAUAAUUGCUGACUUCUCUCCAGUUACUGACUUUCGGGAGGCCACAUGUCGGCAAUAUGAGGAGAAUUCUUGCAAUCGUGGUGGAUAUUGCAAUUUUAUGCAUCUGAAAACGAUUGGCAGGGAGUUGAGACGCCAUUUAUUUGGGAGGUAUCGAAGGCAUAGCCGAAGUUGUAGCAGAAGCAGAAGUCCUUACAGGCAUCACAGCUAUGAGGAGCGCCGUGGUCAUGGCAGAAGAUAUGAUGACAUGGAUCACCCCGAUGAAAGCCGUAGCAGGAGGUGCAGGAACACAAGUCCUGCCUACAGGAGAGGACGAAGCAGGAGCCCAGGUGGAAGGAGGAACCGGAAUCCAGUUAGGGAAGGUAGUGAAGAGAGACGUGCUAAAAUUGAACAGUGGAACAGGGAAAGGGAAGAGGCAGAAUACGCAAAGUCGGCCAAUUCUGAUGCGGGGAACAAUAAAAAUGAACCCAGUUACAAUGGGUAUGAGCAAAACGGGGAUCAGUACUAUGGUUAUCAGAAAAACCAGCAAGGCGGACAUGGAUAUUGAUUCAUUUUGUCUGGUGGCGUGCAGGUUUACAUUUCUGUGAAAUGGAUGUGAAAAUUUUCUCCCUUUUAUGUUUCUUUGCUUUUGUUACUGAGUUAUGCUUUCCUUGUGUGCUUGAGUGCAUGUUGUUUUUUUGAUGCUUUACCACAUUCAUUUAUUUUUCUAAACAUUUUGACCUCACCUAUUUACUUCCAGUUUCUUCUCAACCAUAAUUUAUUCAACCAAAUCACUUUCUUCAAUUUUUAUUUUUUAAUGCAAUCCCCAUGUGUAUAUAUCAAUUCUGUUGUAUUAUACAUGUUAUAUAUUUUCCCUUUUAUGUUUAUUUGCUUUUGUUACUGUCAGCAGUAUGCUUUCCUUGUGUGCUCGAGUGCAUAUUGUUCUUUGAUGGUUACCACAUCUAUUUCUUUUUCUAAAUAUUUUGACCUGACCUAUUUCCGUUCCUUCUCAACCAAUUCACUUUCUUCAAUUUUCAAUUUUUUAAUUUAGUUCCCUUUCUGUCCCUAACUGUUUCCCAACUAUUGGUAUAUCAAUUCUGUUGUCUUAUGCAUGUUAUAAAACCUUUUAUUGAUUUUUUUGUUGUUCUUUUGUUUGUUUGUUUUUAAUAUUUAAUUAAAUAACUGUAUAGUAUAGGAUUUAUGAUGUCCGACUUUAUAAAAUGGUUUUUUUCUAUGUGUACUAUUUAAAGUUAAAAUUUUAUUUUUUAAUAUUUUUCUGAAGUUGACUGUACUGUCUGCAAUCCUGCUACCUGUUUAAUGAUAUUUUGAUGACAGAUUGACUUGUACUGUGGUAUAUCUAUUAUUCCUUUUUUCUUUCUUAAUUAUUCCUUAUUUCUUUUACCUUUUUGUCACCUGAAAGAAAGUUCCUUUUUAGAAUAUCACAUUCAGAAAAUCAUUUCCCGUGGUGAUAUUCCUAGUAUGUACAUCAAAUUGCAGCCUUUCUGGAAUUUUAAAACUAUCAAAUGCUAAAAUGUUUUAUCACAGUUUCUCACGGUUACAAUUAGAUCAAUUUCUAUGACAUGAUCAGUUCUGGUAGGUUGCGGAUAUUUCUAAGUGUCCAAUUUGUCGAGUUCACUAGAAAAAAUAUUUAUAUUAUGCCAUGUUCUUUUAUUUUUUAAUGGUGAAAUGAAAUUAUGUUUGACUUUGUGUUGAAUCAAUUCCUCUACACAAUUUUGUUCAUGUGGGCCUUUUUGUGCAUUGUUUUCUCAUAUUGUUUUUUUCCACUUCUCUUUGAAUCCCGAUGAUGAAGUUAAAUAAUUGAGAGUAAAAAAUUGCUUGUAAUUGAUCCACGUCAUUUUGAGAUGUUGCUUUGCUGUAAAUGCAUUUAUGCUGUUUCUUGCAGUCAGACAUUGUUGAUCAACUUACAUCCAGGCCAGUGAAUUUUAUAAUUUGCACGAGUUUAUGUAGUAUAUAUAUAUAUUAUAUAUUUGAACUGCAGUUUUUGAAGUCCGUGAUCUUACUCUUAUUAUGAGUUUUGCAGGUUCGGGUAUGAGGAAAGAGCACUUGUUUUAAUUGCAGCUUACCAUGAAAUUUGUUUACAGGUUGUUUGGUGCGAUCUAUGUUAGAGGCUUGGGUAAUAACAACAGAUGGAAGAUGUGCUGAAGCUCAGCUGCUGAUAAGGGUCUCUGGUGGUUUAGUAGUUUUUUUAGCUUUACUGGAGUUUGGUAGUAUUGUUGUUAACAUUUGCAGGACUUGCAGGGCGUUUCAUCUACUGUUUUGUAACUCAACUCUUUGGUUAUUUUUCAAUAUACAAACUGUGUGAUUGGUAUCA